This is a messenger RNA of Venturia canescens, 429 nucleotides long. Its product is annotated as ctenidin-1-like. The transcript has 3 exons. NCBI's taxonomy places the organism in Eukaryota, Metazoa, Arthropoda, Insecta, Hymenoptera, Ichneumonidae. Bases 1 to 429 code for a protein of 142 amino acids. The record is from RefSeq and is a predicted model, not a curated record.
AUGUACGGAGGAGGACGAAGAGGUAACUACGGCGGAGGUUACCGCGGAGGCAACGGUGGCUAUGGGGGCUAUGGAGGCUAUGAAGGCUAUGGAGGUGGACGGGGCAAUAUGCUCGGAAUAGGCGGCUACGGUAGACCACCAAAAGGGUUCGGCAGAGGUGCAUAUGCCGGCUAUCCCGGAGGCGGACAAAGAGGUGGUUUCGGCAGAGGCAACGAAGGUUAUGGGAACUACGGAAACGAUGGCCUGAUCGGACCGGGAAAUAACAACAGAGGCGGAGGUAUCAGAGACUACGGAAACGACGGGCUGAUCGGACCGGGAAAUGGCAGACGCGGCGGUUACAUAGACUAUGGAAAUGACGGGCUCGUCGCUGGGCCGGGAAACGGCCAGAGACCCGGCAUCGCCAUUGUGCUUUGUGUCUCGCGAUCGUAG